Molecule: messenger RNA, 5773 nt
Organism: Carassius auratus (goldfish)
Lineage: Eukaryota; Metazoa; Chordata; Actinopteri; Cypriniformes; Cyprinidae
Product: ephrin type-B receptor 2-like
Exons: 16
Coding region: 69-3041 (990 amino acids)
Biological process (GO): ephrin receptor signaling pathway; axon guidance; protein phosphorylation
Cellular component (GO): plasma membrane; dendrite
Molecular function (GO): ATP binding; transmembrane-ephrin receptor activity; protein binding
Source: RefSeq, a predicted model, not a curated record
AUGGCUUUCAGAGCUCAUUUUAUUUGAAUGUCUGGACUUUAUAUAAUUUCAUCCCUAAGAAACCAAUUAUGGAUAUCCUAUGGAUUUUAUGGACACUACCCUCGGUCCUGGCUAUUGAAGAAAUGUUGAUGGACUCCACCACAGCGACCGCAGAGCUCGGUUGGACAGUAUAUCCAGCGUCCGCAACCGGUGACAGCAGUAUAAGUUGGGAAGAAGUAAGUGGGUACGAUGAGAACAUGAACACCAUUCGUACCUAUCAGGUGUGUAAUGUCUUCGAUGCCAACCAAAAUAACUGGGUGCGCACCAAGUACAUCCAAAGACGAGGGGCUCAACGCAUCCACGUGGAGAUGAAGUUCUCUGUGCGAGACUGCAGCAGCAUCCCAGGAGUCCCUGGUUCCUGCAAGGAAACGUUCAACCUCUUUUACUAUGAAUCAGACACCGACAGGGCCACUAAAGACUUUCCUCCAUGGAUGGAAAACCCUUGGAUCAAGGUGGAUACCAUUGCUGCAGACGAGAGUUUCUCGCAAGUAGACCUGGGCGGACGUUUGAUGAAGAUUAACACAGAGGUUCGCAGUUUCGGCCCCAUCUCCCAUAAAGGUUUCUAUCUAGCCUUCCAGGACUACGGAGGGUGUAUGUCGUUAAUUGCUGUGCGAGUGUUCUACCGGAAGUGCCCUCGCACUAUUCGGAAUGGAGCCUUAUUUCAGGAGACGCAUUCGGGAGCAGAGAGCACCUCACUGGUGUUGGCGAGGGGAGAGUGCAUCCCUAAUGCGGAGGAGGUUGACGUUCCCAUUAAACUGUACUGUAAUGGAGAUGGGGAAUGGAUGGUCCCUAUUGGCCGCUGUAUGUGUAAAGCAGGUCAUGAGGCAGUGGAGAAUGGAACUGUUUGCAGAGCAUGCCCUUCAGGUUUCUUCAAGACAGCACAAGGUGACGAGAAAUGCCUGCAGUGUCCAAUCAACAGCCGCACAACCAACAACGGAGCCACCAACUGCGUCUGCAGAAAUGGAUAUUACCGCACAGACUCGGACCCCUUAGAGAUGCCCUGCACAACUGUGCCGUCGGCUCCUCAAAACGUCAUCUCCAGUGUGAACGAGACGUCACUAAUGCUGGAGUGGAAUCCUCCGCGGGAGACUGGCGGUCGUGAUGACGUGGUCUACAACAUCAUCUGCAAGAGCUGCGGAGGUGGCAGAGGGGGCUGCACGCGAUGUGGGGACAACGUGCAGUUUGUUCCACGGCAGCUGGGACUCACCGAGACCCGGGUCUUCAUAAGUGACCUGCUGGCCCACACCCAGUACACCUUUGAAGUCCAGGCUGUCAAUGGAGUAUCGGACCAGAGCCCUUAUUCACCCCAAUAUGCAUCAGUCAACAUCACUACUAACCAAGCUGCUCCUUCUACAGUGUCUAUCAUGCAUCAGGUCAGUCGCACCAUUGACAGCAUCACUCUCUCCUGGUCCCAGCCAGACCAGCCCAAUGGGGUCAUACUCGACUACGAGCUGCAGUAUUAUGAGAAGGACCAGACGGAGCAUAACUCUUCCAUAAUAAAGAGUCAAACCAACACCGCAGUUAUCCGUGGUCUCAAACCCGGAGGCAUCUAUGUCUUCCAGGUCCGAGCACGUACGGUGGCAGGGUUCGGACGGUACAGUGGCAAGAUGUACUUCCAGACCAUGACUGAGGAGGAGUACAACACUAGCAUUCAAGAGAAGCUGCCUCUCAUCAUUGGCUCGGCGGCUGCUGGUCUGGUCUUCCUCAUUGCGGUGGUGGUCAUCAUCAUUGUUUGCAACCGACGUGGAUUCGAGAGAGCAGAUUCAGAAUACACAGACAAGCUGCAACACUACACCAGCGGCCACAUAUCACCAGGAAUGAAGAUUUACAUUGAUCCAUUUACGUAUGAAGACCCCAAUGAAGCUGUGAGGGAGUUUGCUAAGGAGAUUGACAUCUCAUAUGUGAAAAUCGAGCAGGUCAUUGGAGCAGGCGAGUUUGGAGAGGUGUGCAGUGGUAACCUAAAGCUCCCAGGAAAGAGGGAAAUGUUUGUGGCCAUUAAAACACUGAAGACUGGUUACACAGAAAAGCAGAGACGAGACUUCCUGAGUGAAGCCAGCAUCAUGGGGCAAUUUGAUCACCCCAAUGUGAUCCAUUUGGAGGGAGUGGUGACCAAGAGCAGCCCUGUUAUGAUCAUCACAGAAUUUAUGGAGAAUGGCUCAUUGGACUCUUUCCUCAGGCAAAACGAUGGGCAGUUCACUGUGAUUCAGCUGGUGGGCAUGUUACGAGGGAUCGCCUCUGGGAUGAAGUACCUUGCAGACAUGAAUUACGUGCACCGGGACCUAGCGGCCCGCAACAUCUUAGUUAACAGUAAUCUUGUAUGCAAGGUGUCCGAUUUUGGACUCUCACGGUUUCUGGAGGACGACACAUCUGAUCCCACCUAUACCAGUGCCCUGGGUGGGAAGAUCCCUAUUCGAUGGACAGCCCCAGAGGCCAUCCAAUAUAGAAAGUUCACCUCCGCCAGUGACGUAUGGAGCUACGGGAUUGUCAUGUGGGAAAUAAUGUCGUAUGGAGAGCGGCCAUAUUGGGACAUGACCAAUCAAGACGUCAUCAACGCUAUUGAGCAAGACUACCGGCUGCCCCCUCCCAUGGACUGCCCCAGUGCCCUCCAUCAGCUCAUGUUGGGCUGCUGGCAGAAAGACCGUAACAACCGGCCCAAGUUCAGCCAGAUUGUCAACAACCUGGACAAGAUGAUCCGUAACCCCAACAGCCUGAAGGCCAUGACUCCACUCUCAUCAGGUGUGCAUUUGCCCUUGCUUGACCGCAGUGUGCCUGACUUCUCCAGUUUUAACACUGUGGAUGAUUGGCUGGACGCUAUUAAGAUGGGCCAGUACAAAGACAACUUCGCCAAUGGCAACUUCACCAGCUUUGACCUCGUUUCCCAGAUGACCAUGGAGGACAUUCUCAGGGUCGGAGUGACACUAGCGGGUCAUCAGAAGAAGAUUCUCAACAGCGUUCAGAUGAUGAGGGCACAGAUGAACCAGAUCCAAUCGGUAGAGGUUUGACCACAUGUCCUGAUUAGACUGGGAGGACGAAAAGAGGAGGCAGUGGAGGCCAACGUGAAGGGAUGGGGCGGCCACCGCAGACCCUAAGCCUGAUUUUCCUUCUGGACCACCUAGGAUAUCCACCUGCCCCCUUCUCCGAAACACUCUCGUUCUCCAUCUGUGUCAUCUGAAUCCCCCAUUAACCCCCAGACACCCUAAUGGGCUCGACUCUGGAAAACUGCGUCUGAAAAAUAUGGUCACAACACCUGAUCGUUUAGCUUUAGCCACCCCCAAUCACAGGGUGACCAUCAGUCUGCCAGCAAUAGGCUCCACCCUGUAUUUUCCUUGAAUUUUCUUUCCAAUUUUCUUCUUUUCUUUGUCUUCUUUUUAAAAGAGUUUUUGUAAAGAAUUUUUAAAGCUAUGAAAACAAGGAAUCUAUAUAAAAUAUAUAGAUUGGUGUAAAAUUGCAGACUGAAUAUGGUGGACUGAAUCGAAAGGCUACCCUUUAAAAGGGCAAUGAAGAAACAGGAAUUAAAAGAAGAGAAAAAAACUCGCCCCACAAUACGUGCUUCUGAGAUUUUCUUUCUAAUAUUUUAGUCUGCUCAAUGAAUACACAUGGGACAACCUGCGGGACCUUAAAACCCCUCGCUGACAGCCGAGGGAAAAGUAUGUGGACAACAUGAAAUGGGACUUCCUUUUGGCAGCCGAUUUUUUUUCUUUUUUUUUAACUAUAUCAACAUAAACAAACAGACAAAUGGAGGGGAAAGAAAAUAGUUAUAACAGAAUUUUUGGUGCAGAUUUCUCAUUGCUUGGGGGGAGAAAAAAUUUAAUAUUUUAAAGAUUUCAUAAGAGCCUGCCAAACAGAGCAUCAUCCCUUUGUACCUCGUCCUGUACAUAUCAGAUGCAUUUGACGUUGUGAGGUCAUCAGUACAAGCCUGAUGUAGUCCAACGUUAAGUUUCAGUUUCAGUAUAAGAUGGAUCUACACUGACAUUUGAUGGAUUUUCUUUCAUGUGCAUGUGUGUAGAUGACUUGAGGGGGUCAUCUUUUAUAUUCUUCCUCCUUUUAGUCAUGGGCUGAGAUGAUUUAGUUUGAAAGACGUAAGAUAUUCUCCCCCGCAGAUGCAUUAAGGAACAUUUUUAGCCUGUUCUUUACAUGAACUGCUUACAGAAAAGGACCCCGAGUGUAUGUAUGCUGUGGUCUUCACAUCCUCUACGCUCUUCUCUUAUGUUUGGAUCCCUGCCGUGUGCGUGCGUGCGUGUUUGCGUAAGGGCCUCAUGGAGCUCCAGUUCACAGGAAGCUUGGGUUUGAUAAACUUUGCAGAUCACUGUGUUGAUAUGCUUAUUUUUUUGCCACCUCAAUCAUAAAAAAAUAUGUUUUAUAAUAAGGUGUUUAGGGGUUUUAAUAUCUGAUAAAGUAUGCAGUUAGAGGACAUUUUCAUAACAGGGAAGUGAUUGUCCAUUGUGAAGCAUAGUUUUAUAUGAGGAUAUUGUUAUUGUAUGAUAUUUUUGAACUGGUUACAUUCACUAAUUGGGGCCAAGCUUACAUUUGGAGUUUCAUAGGACAUUUAAAUUAAAUUAGUGUGUAUAGGUGUUAUAUUAUUUUUUACAGAAAAUACAUCCUACCGUUCUCCAUGGUAUGGUACUUCCACAAUGCUCUCUGUGAUUUUUAACCUCUAUGAUAGGCGUAAGAACAAUACAACUCUGUAUAUAAUAUUCUGAAGCAGAAACGUCCCCCUCAGAGAGAGGUUUUUUUUUAAACUGUUGAAUUUGAGUGUACAUAUUACUAUUUUUAUGCGUUGGUAAAACUGAAUUUAUUUUGGGCCUUUCGUUUUGUACUAGCUGAGAGAUGAGAAGCAGCCGUAGAGAUGAACAGGCCAGAGGUAUCUUCAACCAUGCUGGAGUGUCUAUGUGUGUGAAUGAGUGUGUUUGUGUGUUUGCACAUGCAGGUACGUCCACUUACCAGCAUUAAGGUCACUGUGCUUAACAAUAUACUUCUCGCUCAGCCAUCGAGGGGCUCGUUGUACUCCAUAACCUCAGGGUUAACAUGUAUCUGUGUUAAAAGCAUGCAGUACUGUGAGGUCAGUUUACUGUAGGUAAGGUCCACGGCUGAAUCUCAGAGUGCUGCUGAAGUUCUAAACAGAUGGUGUUGACCGUUCUCUGUUCUUCCCAUUACAUAAUGCUUCCAUUAGACUGAAGAAUCAGUCGUUCAGUGUUUGGGCAUGAAACACAACUUCCAGCAGACAGGCCAUCCCAGGUGUGAAUUCUUGAGAGAUGUAGCCAUAAAUUCAGAUGGCUACUUUCUUCUGUGUCCAGAAAGACGGUAGGAUUUUACUUUCCCUGGAAUGUGAAAUACUAAAUGGCCCUUAAGUUUUAGCUCUCAGCUUUUCAGUCGUUCUUGGUCACUUUUUUAACACCAGCAGGAGAAUACAGGGAGAAAGGGAAUUAAUCUGGACUUAACACCUUGUCCUUACCAGCAACGUUUAAUUUGUCCAUCGACACUGAAAACAAAAAUUCAUUGCAACACUGUCGGAGCCAAUUUUUAAUGUGUGGUUACACUAACGUUCAAAGGUUUGGGGUCCGUAAGAUAAGUCUCUUAUGCUCACCAAGGCUAUUUUGUUGGUCAAAAGACAGCAUUAUUGUAUUAUUAUUACAAUUUAAAAUAACUUCUAUUUAUUUUAAAAUGUAAUUUAUUUUUGUGAUGGCAAAGCUGAAUCAGUUUUAUAAAAAACUGUACAAUAAAUAUUUUUUUCAGG